This is a messenger RNA of Miscanthus lutarioriparius, 240 nucleotides long. The record is from the annotation of a GenBank genome assembly. Lineage: Eukaryota; Viridiplantae; Streptophyta; Magnoliopsida; Poales; Poaceae.
AUGGCCAUCUCGUCGAAAACCGUCGCUGCUGUGCUCAUCACCAUGAUGCUGCUCAGCACCACCUGCUGCUUCGUGCAGCUCACUGCUGCCACCAUGAGCACGCACCAUUAUCCAUGCGCUGGAAGAAGGGUUCUGCAGGUGCCUGCAGCUGCAACUAACAAGGACACCGAUUCGUUCCCACCAACCACUCCAGGCCCUAGCCCCAACCAUGGCCAUGGCAGUCCUCCGAUGACCAAAUGA